Molecule: messenger RNA, 2192 nt
Organism: Closterium sp. NIES-67
Lineage: Eukaryota; Viridiplantae; Streptophyta; Zygnematophyceae; Desmidiales; Closteriaceae
Source: the annotation of a GenBank genome assembly
AUUUCGACCACAUUCCCUCGCUUCCAGAAGCCACACAAACCAUUUCUUCACCACACCAGCACAGCACGCGCCGCCAUCUUCCGACUUGUGUCUCUCUGAACCAUUCGGACGACUUUUCGCUGCUUGACCCAUCCGAGUUUACAGGAUUUUCAGCGGCUCUUUUCCGUGACCACCACCACAUACCACUUCCUUAUGUCUGCUGCGUCUGCCGCGUCUCCCGCUUUGGUGGGGGCCUCUAGCGCUCGCCUUCAGCCCGCUGGCUCCAUGGCCGCGAUGCGCGUACCGCCAGGAUCGCUCCUGCCGCCCAGACUGGGACCGCUCGGCGCGCUCUUCACUUCGUCGCGCUUCCUGUUAUACAACCGAAAGUCCUCAUCAUUCAACCCUCGCUCCAAUCUCCAAGCCGUAGCGCCCCAGGCACAGCCGCAGGCUAGCAUCGCAAUGGUCGCCGACCAAUCGCGAGACAGCAGUGGUGACAGUAUCGACGACGGGAUUACCGGUGAUGAGGAGUUGGCGGCGCGGCGAAAGCAGUGGGACGAGGAGCGGAUGCGACUGAUUAAAGACGCGACGGCCGCCGCGGUGGCGUCGUACGAGGAGCGCAUCGCGCGGAUCGAGGUGGAUCAGACGGCUGAGAUGGCGACGAUGCGACGAGUGGCGGAGAUCGAAGGGCAGGUCAUGCGACGACAGUCGCAGGAGAUGCGGGAACUGAGGGAGGAAAUCGAGGCACUCACAAACGAGUUGGUCCUGACGAAGGAGGUCACUGAGCACGUGAUAAAGCAGCGGAGCCGCCGUGAGGAAGAACUGGAGGAGAUUAAAGCACAGGUCGGCGCGCAGAUUAAGAAAAUCGAGGAUGAGAGGGCUCUCUACUCCGGUGCCAGGAAGGCCUUGGCCGCGGAGUGGGGCAAAGUGAGAGAGACGCGGGAAGAGCUGGAGAGGAAAGAGGGAGAGGUGGAGCAGGAGAAGCGGGCGCUAAGAGAAUUAGUUGCAAGGGUAGAGGAGGAGGAGAAGGAGGAGGAGGAGGAGGAGGAGGAGGAGGAGGAGGAGGAGGAGGAGGAGGAGGAGGAGGAGGAGGAGGAGGAGGAGGAGGAGAAAGAAGGGGAGGCGGAGGGGGAGAGGCAGGCGGAAGAGUGGGCGCGGCUGCAGGGGGAUGUGAGCAGGGCGGAGGAGCUGCAAAGGAGGGAGCGGGAGGAGCGAGAGGAGCGGGAUGCAGGGGCGGAGUCAGAGACUGCUGUCUGGCUUUCCGCUGCUUUGCAUAGAAUGAAGACUGAGCGCGAGCAGCAUCAGCCGGAAGUGGCAACAGCCAUGGCAACGGCCACAGACCUCUCAGCCCGCGUGGCCUCCUUUGAGUCCUCCUUGCUGGAGGUUCGCCGAGCCAUAGACACCACCAGAGCUGCUCUCUUUCGGGCCAAACUCCGGGCAGAAAAAAAAACAGCGGUUGUGGGUGACCUCCGCUCGCAGCUGGAGAAAGUGGAGCAGGAGCGCGAGUCGGUCGAUGUUGAAACUUUUCGCGAGCUGACCGUACAGUUGGUCGAUGCGAGGAGAAUUCUGGAAGAGGCGGAUCGGCAGCAGAAGGAGAUGGCUUUGCUACUGGGAAGAAUGACGGAUGAGAUUCCGGCAUUAGAAGCGCAACUGUCUGAGGCUCGGGAUGCCCUUGCAGAGGAAAGGGAGGCUCGGGAGCAGGAGGUUCGGAAGCUACGAGAGUCUGUGGCUGUGGCUCGGGCCGAAGCUGCGGAGGCUAGGGUCAGAUCCGUUCGGGCCGAGGCUCCUCUUGUUGCAGCUGUGGAGGAGGUAUGGAGACGGCACAAGGCGGAGGUUCAGGAGCUGGAGGGAAGAUUGGAGAAACUUGUGGUUCGGGAAAUCGGGGCUAGGAGGCUGCAGGGCCUACAAGAACAGGUUGACUACUAUGUUGCCGAGAUCAAUAAGGUGGAUAAAGCAGCAGAACGAGCUGCUACAAGGUACAUGUGAUGUGAUUGAAUGCUUCUUGUGGCUUUGGAUAGCGACCUGUUUAGUGGGGCUUGCACUGCACACCUUUUUUAUUUGUUGUGGCUUUGAAGAUGUGUUACCAGUGUGGAUGCUGCACAUGGUUGUAAAUGGGUUUCUAUGAGUAGGUAAAUAGCAGCAAAAGCUGCACAUGUGAAAAGGCUCGUUUAAGUGGCAUCACGGCAAGUUUGCAUUAGGAUUUGUAUUGGGACGAU